AUGUUCCCGGAUGUCAGUUUGGAGCUCAGGACUUUCUUGGACGAGGACCAGUGGGGUCUUGAAUGUCAGUCGGUACGACUAUACAGUAGGGCCAGAGCCGGACCGUCCAACUCUUCUGUGAGUUCCGUCGUCUGUGUUCCAUCUGCCUGUACUCCAGGCAGCAGUGAAAGAACCCAGGACAACGCGUUCCCAGUCAGCGCCUUCAAUCUGCAGCACAAUCCAGCGGUCCGCAGCCUCCUUCCAUCCCCAACCCAGAACCCCUGUCCCCGCCCGAGCCACUCACCAACAAGCCACCAGCUGGACCGCGAAACCCAGGGAAUUCGCACUGGGGGCAGCAAACUGAACCCGAGUGGGCGGCCCUGCGGGCCGCGCGGAGCCCCAGCCGGGUCCUUAUCAGCGCCGGGCAGGAGCUCGUCGCGGCACGAGGGUGGGGCGCCGGUGCGCGCGGAGAUCGACGCCCACACGCGCCGCGCCGGCUCUGCGGCGGGGAGAGAGGCCGCGGCCUGCAGGGCGGAGACUGCAGGGUGGGCGCCCAGCGCCGGCGGUGCACGACCCUCGGCCUUCCGCAGCGCCGACCGCUCUUCCGUCCGGCGGCUGGAGCAACUCGUCGGCCGCCGGACCGGCUCGCCCAUUCCCGGCCCCCCCAACGUCGCGAGGGGGUCUGGGCCCCGCCCCCACCCCCUGAGGGGCCCCAGCUGGAGAGCCCACGCCCCCCACGCCACGCCCCCCGGGGCGCCAGCCCCUCUGCGGGGGCUUAGCACGCUGCGCCCAGAAGUGGGGUGGGAGACGGCUAAGGGAGAUGUCCAUGUAAUUGAAACGAAAGUGGGGUGUCUUGCGGCUCGCAGACACCCGGUCUGCGGCGGCCGCGCGCUCCCACCCCACCCCGAGCCUCCGCCGCGACAUCUUCCCACGUCCCCCGUCCGGGUCGCAGGCGGGGGGGAAAAGCCUCACGGUCGCACUGCGGCUCUGCCAAAAGGGAGCCGGGACGAGCCGGCGCUGGGCGCAACUUGUAACCCGAACUUCGCGCAGCCGGAGCAAGUGUGUCGGGGCGAGAAGCGCCUAGUCCUCGGUCCGCACCACCGCACUGGGUCCCCGCCACCGCCACACCACUAUCUCAGGGGCCAGGCGUGGCCCCCGGCUGGCUAGGGAGCCGAGCGCGGCGCCGCGGCUGCGCAUUCUGUGCGGGAUGCCGCUGUCUCCCACGGGCGGGGAUAAACUAGGGGGCGGUUGAUCUGAAAUUCUUAGCCACGGCUAAUAGUCAACCACCCAAGUGCGACCCGAGGCAGCCCGGCAAUGCAGCUCGUUCUCCAGACGCGGGUCCACACCGGCGCGUCCUCGCCUCCAGGGACCGAUCGCAGUCCUCCAAGGCCGGUGACUUGGGCCGCCAAGCAGUGAGAAGCAAGUAGUCAAAGAAAACAUCCCGGGCAAACCGGCUGACCGAAAAUCCACUGCCGGGGUAGGGAGGCGCCCUCUACGGGGAUGAAGUCAUCGCUACCUUUGACUCUUUGAUUCUAGAUAAUCGACCAAGACUUUUCCAGCCUCAUGCCUGACGCCUUUCGCUUCCUCCACCCUGGUCCUCAGUCCCUGAACUUCCAGGACAGAAUUCCUGGCCUCCAUAUGCAAGCCUUGGAUCGAGAAAGAGAAACUAUUAGUGUAAACAAACCCAUCAACAAAAACCAGAACUGUGCCUGCCAAUAGCCCAUUUCUUGGCCAUUGAUCCGAGCAUGAAGAGAAAUGGAUCCAACUAAGAGAACCUUAAAAUCUUAAGGAAUAAGAAAAUGUAAUAAAGAGAAAGACAAUGUCAUGCUCAGGGAGCUAAUAUUAAUCCCAAAGGAAUAUUGACUGUUCAGGCUCAAGUUAAAUUACAGCAGAUCGAAAGUGAGGAGUGGAGUGGCAUCUUCUUUUCUUUUACUGUCGACUUUGUUAAAUGGGGACUCCACACUCCCUGCCUACUCUUCCCUCCUCAACCCCAUGACAGUGGCAUCCCCGCAACUGUAUUGAGCAUGCGCUCUAAAAACAGUUACUUUUUGAGAAGUCAAGUCUGGUGACCCAUCCUCAGCUCCUCGUCCCUUUGAUCUCCUUGGCAGCAUCCUACCCUAAGGCCUUCUCUAUGCUUCUCUGGCCUUCUCUGCUGACCCUUCUCUUCCUUUGAGGAGAGUAACAAGGUUCUUCCAACUCUUGAUCUCCCAUUAUCCCAUAAAAAUACCUUCUGAUUUCAAAUUGAACCCAUCCAGAUGUCGUGGGGCCUGAAGCUUGUAUAACUCCUCCGGGAGCUUCUUAAAGGAAAGCAACAAAAACUUACAAA
Molecule: messenger RNA, 2305 nt
Organism: Cercocebus atys (sooty mangabey)
Lineage: Eukaryota; Metazoa; Chordata; Mammalia; Primates; Cercopithecidae
Product: WAS/WASL-interacting protein family member 2-like
Exons: 5
Coding region: 1-1146 (381 amino acids)
Source: RefSeq, a predicted model, not a curated record